Erinaceus europaeus (western European hedgehog) is the source of this 6000-nucleotide messenger RNA. RefSeq names its product netrin 1 (gene NTN1). The transcript is spliced from 7 exons. Lineage: Eukaryota; Metazoa; Chordata; Mammalia; Eulipotyphla; Erinaceidae. The coding region runs from base 426 to 2240 and encodes 604 amino acids. Gene Ontology annotation, molecular function: protein binding. The record is from RefSeq and is a predicted model, not a curated record.
UGCGCGCAGCCGGCGGGAGUGUGUGCGCCCCGGGCGCGGGCUGGGCAGCUCUCGGAGCGGCGGGAGCAGGCGGCCGCGGCGUCACUCGGCCGGGAGAGGCGGCGGCGGCCGGGCCGGGGCCGGGGCCGGGGCCGGGGCUGGGGCAGCAGCGGCGGCGCCGGGCAUGGAGCUGGCAAGCCCGCGCUGAGGCGGGACGCGCCUGCGAGCCGCGAGCGAGGGGAGGCUCUCCGCUCCCCGACCGGGGCCGGGCAAACUUUUCUUUCUCUUUUGCCCUCUACAGAGGUAAAGUCCCGGACGCGGACUUCCCGGCUGCGGGAGGAAAGGACGCGGGGAGGAAGGAAAGAAGGAAGGAGAGAAGGCGCCUUCCUUCCGCGGCGGGCCGACCGACUCCUCGGCGCGGUAGGGCCGGGCAAACUGGACGCGGCAUGAUGCGCGCGGUGCGGGAGGCGCUGGCGGCGCUGGCGGCGGUGGCGUGCCUGGUGGGCGCGGUGCGCGGCGGACCCGGACUCAGCAUGUUCGCCGGCCAGGCGGCGCAGCCCGACCCCUGCUCGGACGAGAACGGCCACCCGCGCCGCUGCAUCCCGGACUUCGUGAACGCGGCUUUCGGCAAGGACGUGCGCGUGUCCAGCACCUGCGGCCGCCCCCCGGCGCGCUACUGCGUGGUGAGCGAGCGCGGCGAGGAGCGGCUGCGCUCCUGUCAGCUCUGCAACGCCUCGGACCCCAAGAAGGCGCACCCGCCCGCCUUCCUCACCGACCUCAACAACCCGCACAACCUGACGUGCUGGCAGUCCGAGAACUACCUGCAGUUCCCGCACAACGUCACGCUGACCUUGUCGCUCGGCAAGAAGUUCGAGGUGACCUACGUGAGCCUGCAGUUCUGCUCGCCCCGGCCCGAGUCCAUGGCCAUCUACAAGUCCAUGGACUACGGGCGCACCUGGGUGCCCUUCCAGUUCUACUCCACCCAGUGCCGCAAGAUGUACAACCGGCCGCACCGCGCGCCCAUCACCAAGCAGAACGAGCAGGAGGCGGUGUGCACCGACUCGCACACCGACAUGCGCCCGCUGUCGGGCGGCCUCAUCGCCUUCAGCACGCUGGAUGGGCGGCCCUCGGCGCACGACUUCGACAACUCACCGGUGCUGCAGGACUGGGUCACGGCCACCGACAUCCGCGUGGCCUUCAGCCGCCUGCACACGUUCGGCGACGAGAACGAAGACGACUCGGAGCUGGCCCGCGACUCGUACUUCUACGCCGUGUCCGACCUGCAGGUGGGCGGCCGCUGCAAGUGCAACGGCCACGCGGCCCGCUGCGUGCGGGACCGCGACGACAGCCUGGUGUGCGACUGCAGGCACAACACGGCCGGCCCCGAGUGCGACCGCUGCAAGCCCUUCCACUACGACCGGCCCUGGCAGCGCGCCACGGCCCGGGAGGCCAACGAGUGCGUGGCGUGUAACUGCAACCUGCACGCCAGGCGCUGCCGCUUCAACAUGGAGCUCUACAAGCUGUCGGGGCGCAAGAGUGGGGGCGUCUGUCUCAACUGCCGCCACAACACUGCAGGCCGCCACUGCCACUACUGCAAGGAGGGCUACUACCGAGACCUGGGCAAGCCCAUCACCCACAGGAAGGCCUGCAAAGCCUGUGAUUGCCACCCCGUGGGCGCCGCCGGCAAAACCUGCAACCAGACCACCGGCCAGUGUCCCUGCAAGGACGGCGUGACCGGCAUCACCUGCAACCGCUGUGCCAAGGGCUACCAGCAGAGCCGUUCUCCCAUAGCCCCUUGCAUAAAGAUCCCCGUGGCCCCACCAACCACCGUGGCCAGCAGCGUGGAGGAGCCAGAAGACUGUGAUUCCUACUGCAAGGCCUCCAAAGGGAAGCUGAAGAUCAACAUGAAAAAGUACUGCAAGAAGGACUAUGCCGUGCAGAUUCACAUCCUGAAAGCCGACAAGGCGGGAGACUGGUGGAGGUUCACGGUCAACAUCAUUUCCGUGUACAAGCAGGGCGCCAGCCGCAUCCGUCGCGGUGACCAGAGCCUGUGGAUCCGCUCGCGGGACAUCGCCUGCAAGUGCCCCAAAAUCAAGCCCCUCAAGAAGUACCUGCUGCUGGGCAACGCGGAGGACUCGCCCGACCAGAGCGGCAUCGUGGCUGACAAGAGCAGCCUGGUCAUCCAGUGGCGGGACACGUGGGCGCGGCGGCUGCGCAAGUUCCAGCAGCGGGAGAAGAAGGGCAAGUGCAAAAAGGCCUAGAGCCGAAGCAGCGGCGCCCAGGCCGGCGGAGGCGGCCGGCUGGCCGGACUGGGCCUGCGAGGGCUUCCCCGGAGGGCCAAGGGGGUGGGGCCGCAGCCAGCGCGGGGGCGGGGCCCUCGGAAGCCCCGCCCCCGCCGCCCCUCUCUCGCCCACCCCCCCACCCCACCCCCCAGCGCGCCCCUGGAGGGCGGGAGAUGCGCUCGUCGCCGGGUGUGCGCGGCGGGCCAGGCCCUGGAGAAAUGAGGACGAGACUUAGCUACCUCACGGGCUCCUUCAGAGCAGACACAACUCCCUAGGGCUAGGUGGGGUGGCCCGUGGAAAUGGGGCAGCCCCGAGCUGGGGCUGGUGAUGGCUUUGGCAACGACGUGAGGAGAACUGUGAAUGGGGAGGGGGGAGCUGAAGGAGCCUGGCCAAACCACCACCCCAAACACAAAAGACCGCAUAUCCCCUUCUAAACCCCUGCUCCUUCUUUGUCUAGGAAGUCCCACAGGCCCCCUGGCUGUGAGGACUUGGAUUCCUUUAGAAGGGACCCUGAAGCUUUGGGAGGGAAUGGGGAGCCUUUCGUCUCCACUGCCACCUGCUGGGUUGGUUCUCUGGGGUCUUGGGUGGGGCUGGGGAGGGGGUAGAGGAAGCCCCUGCCUUGGCUGCCCCUCUGUGCAGCUUGGGAGCGGGUGCUGACCCUGCACUCUGGCCUGUGUUCAGGGCAGUGGAUCCAAGGACACCCUUGAGAAGCCCACGCCCGGGUGGUCACUGCCUCAUGCUGGAGCUGCCAGUUGGAGGAGGCAUUCUGAAGGCAAAACCUCCCAGAGAGUUUCCUUUCUGGAAACUUGGAACCAGCCCCUUUUAUGACAUUUUCCAGGGGAGGGGUAAGGGGCACUGGCUGGGUUUGCAGCAGUGACACUAUUUGUGUAAUGACAUCAGCUCCCACAAGGCCCCUCAGUAGUGUCAGCAGCUGGGAAGGGCCCAGCUAAGCAUGGAAUGCAGGCUGAAGAGGCAGCUGGGCUGCACUGGGGGAAGGGGCUUGCUGGAGCCAGGGCAGGGUUUGCCAGUUCAGCCAGGUGCCAAAAAUGCACCAGCCAUGGCAGGCCCAGCAGCAAUGGCCAGGUUUCUGGGGGAGUUGAGGACACCUUGACCACUUUCGGUUGCUUUUCUCACUCCUGAGUCCCCAGAGUAGGGGGGUGGAGGCUCCUGGGCCAAGAUCCUACAGUAGGCCUCCUACCCCGAGUCCCUCCCGGGUUAGCCUGGGCAGCACCCGCCCCUUUCCUGCUGCCCCCUGCCCUUCGUGAAAGUGCCCCAUGUGUUUGUCCCCUCUGCCUUCUCACGGCCAGGCCCCCUUUCUAAAGCCAGAGAUGCAUUCCCCAGGCAGGAAGCCCAGGCCCUUCUGGUCUGAUUGCCUCACAUUCUUGUGGCCUGGGGCUUUCUGCCUCCUGAGCUUUCUGCCCUGCCCCAAGCCAUCACACCUGGCACACUGAAUUAGAGGCCUGGCUCCCUGCUCCAUCAGGAAAUUGGUUUCAUUUUCCCUGCCAGAGUUUGGCUACUUGGAAGGGUCACAUCGAGUAUGAAGCUUAGCCCAUGCUGGCUUCCCUCCCGCCUCCCAGCGCCCAUCCCCUACACCACCACCUAACCCUCACCACCACCGUUGUGGCUGCCACUGACUGAGCACCUGCUCCGUUCCAGACUCUACCCACAUGAUCUCACCCUAUCCUUCUGACAACCUCGUGGUGCAGGGAUCCUGAUCCCUUUCCCACAUGUGCCCCAAGUCCCUGAUUUCAACUUGAACCUGCCUUUAGACCCUGGGCCCAAACGCCUCUUGCCACAGAAGGUUUUGCAACCCACCCACCUGCUUGGUCCUCGCAGCAGGUUGCUGUGAGUGCCUCUGGGGGAACCCCCAUGGGGAUUCUGGCCUUGAUCGCUGCAGGUAGUCUGGAGAACAAUUGGGGACGGUGGUGAAGGGGACAUCUUCAGAGGUGCCAGGAACAGGGUGAUGCCGGAAGUCCCAAAUUCAAGGUGGGGAUGGGGUUGGGCAAGUCUUGGCUGAUCUUAAAGAGUAGUGACUGAAGGGGACUUGAGCCUGCCUAAGGGAGCUGGGAGGGGUUCCAGGAGAGGCCGGCAGAGAUGCCCUCAGGGCAGGGAGAAGACAGAAGUGCCCUGGGAACACAGGCACCUCGCCAGGCAGUCAGCCCUCCUCUGAUGCCCAGCAUGGCUUACCAGCACCAUCAGCAUCUGGAAGGUCGGGGCAUUUUACCUGCUCAGUCUUUGAAAGAUGGUUGGUCCCAUCACCUCUGUUUAUAGUGCUCUGGUUUCCCAGUGGGAGCCCCAAGAACUUCCCAGAGGAAUCUGUCUCACCCCAUGUCCAAUGAAAGGGCUUGUACUAUUGGGGUCCCCUCUCCCACCAACCCCCAGUUCUGCAGCCAGUGGUCUAUCAAGCACAGGCUUUAAAUUCAGCCAGAGUCCAGCCCUGCCCUCCUGCUCAGCACCCCCCAGGGCACAGGCCAGCCCCUGGAGAAUAUGUCACACCAGCCAGGUUGGGAUGAGGACACUGGUGGCACCUUGGGCAUCACAGGCUGCCGUCUCCAACUCAAGGUCCCAUCCAGGACCUGAUUCCAGCCAGCACCUUCCACAGUGAGGACCCAGCUUCCACUGUCACCCGGCUCCCUGGGAGGAGAUGGAAGGAACUGAGGAACUGAGGUGUUCUGGUUUGUCCAGUUAGGAAGGGAUGUAAAAUGGAACUAGAUUUUGAUUCUGAAGAGUGUUAUUAACCAGAAUUGUGCUAUGUAGGUAUUUAAAGAAAAACAUACCAGAUUAGUUUCAUUCAUUCAUUCAUUCUUUCUUUCUUUCUUUCAAGAUACCCCAAUUGUUCUUUUUUUCUUACCUGCUGGGUGGUCUGGUGCCCCUGCUUUACUGACACGCCGUGAAGCUAUAAAGACUGGGGGGGGGGGGGGGCGCAUGGCUGCCACCUAGACUUGCCUGCAAGGCGGAAGGCAUUGUUGUCCAGUUCCCACAGAUGGGUAAGAGGGACCCUUGACGUCUGCCAUUCAGGUCAGGGGGUGCGGGAAGCUACCCCAAGUCCCUUCCGCAAAUGAUCUCCUGAAACUAGCUCCAUAAACAGCACGCAGGAAAAAGGUGAAGAUUUCUUGGGUUUGCCCCCAGGCUGGAGUAAGGCUGAAAUCAAGGAGAUUCUAAGGCACUGGGAAAUGCCCCCCCCCCCACCUUGGAAAACUGAAGCUUAUGGGGGUCCCAGUCCUCCAGGGAGGCACCCCUCCUCCCAACAGAGGCUGGAGAUUAGAGGAACUCGACUCAUCUGUGGGGGUCAGUGGACCCUGCAUCAUGGCCACAGCCAUGCCAUACCCUAGGGGGGAUCACUUGUGAGGUCUCGCCCCCUGCCCGAGCCAACAAUCCCACUCGUGUGUGCUCAGACAUCUUUUCUGGUCCCCUGCUUCCAUACGCACUUCCCCACCCCUCCCUCCUCCCUCGGCCCCCUCCUGUGUUUCGGAGUUCUAUUCAUUCAGAAUUGUAGAUGUUUAGUUGUGACCAUGACAUAUUGUUUGGGUCAGUGUUCCUUUCCAAUGCAUACUAAUAUAUUACGGUUAUUAUAUAUGAAUAUAUUUAAUGACGUGGAAAAAAGUUGUGGAUUUUUUUUAAAGUUUUUUUUUUUUUUUUUUUGGUUAGAGUUUGUAAUGGACCCAGAUGGAAUUUGUAACGUGGGUGCCACAUGAUAGAACUAAAUUCAGAUAUCAAUUAAAUAAACUCUUGGACACUG